AUGGCUGAUGCCGGUGGCUGGAGCACUAUUGAAUCAGAUGAGGGAGUCUUCACCUCACUGAUCGAGACGCUCGGCGUCCAAGAUGUCCAAUUUGAAGAGCUCAUCUCGCUGGAUGCAGAUACAAUCCGGUCCCUAGGCUCCGUCUACGGCGUCAUCUUCCUCUUCAAAUGGACUCGCGAAGCCGCUGGCGCGCGCACAACAACCCCGCUGGACGGGACCUACGACGCAAGCUCCACAGACAACAACGUCUUCUUCGCCGCGCAGACGAUCCAGAACGCCUGCGGCACGCAAGCCAUCCUCUCGGUAAUCCUCAACCACGACAACGGAACAACGUCGCUUCCCGCAAUCGCACUAGGAACCGAGCUGCAAUCCUUCAAGGACUUCACAACAGGGUUCCCCUCAGAACUGCGCGGCGAGGCGCUCUCGAACUCCGAAGCAAUCCGCACGGCGCAUAACAGUUUCGCACGCGCAAGCCCCUUCGCCGACGAGACAGCACGCCCCGCGGACGAUGAGCCCGGCGCAGACGUCUACCACUUCGUCGCCUAUACGCCUGUCAACGGGGUACUAUAUGAGCUCGAUGGUCUGCAGCCUCACCCUAUCAGUCACGGACCUUGCGACCCUGCUGCGUUCCCGGAUGUCGUGAUUGAUGUGCUGCGUCGUCGCAUUGCUCGCUAUCCGCCCGAGGAAACACAUUUCAAUCUUAUGGCUGUUGUGCGCGAUCCCCGCCCUCGCGCUCGGGAGAUCGGUGAUGCCGAGACGCUGGAACGCGAGGAGCGGAAGCGGGCGGCGUGGCAGUGGGAAAAUACGCUGCGCCGAUGGAACUUUGUUGGUUUUAUUGGAGAGAUGAUCAAGGGUGUGGUUGCGUCCAAGGAGAAGCAGGAUGCGUCCGGGGCUGCGUAUUCGCAGUGGGUGGAUGCUGCGAAGAAAGAGACGCGGAAGAAGUUGGAGAUGCGACGAUGA
Messenger RNA from Penicillium alfredii, 960 nucleotides. Its product is annotated as putative 26S proteasome-associated ubiquitin C-terminal hydrolase. The record is from RefSeq and is a predicted model, not a curated record. Gene Ontology annotation, molecular function: cysteine-type deubiquitinase activity. The coding region runs from base 1 to 960 and encodes 319 amino acids. Gene Ontology annotation, cellular component: cytoplasm. Gene Ontology annotation, biological process: protein deubiquitination; ubiquitin-dependent protein catabolic process. The transcript is spliced from 3 exons. NCBI's taxonomy places the organism in Eukaryota, Fungi, Ascomycota, Eurotiomycetes, Eurotiales, Aspergillaceae.